UAUUUGUCGAUGACAGAAAGGCCUUCGUCAUAAAAGCUGAUACCAAGAUAUGGCUCACUUUCCUUCUGGCUGCUUUUGCAGGAGUCCUGCAUUGGUGUCACAUAACAACUCUUUUUGAAAAUGACCGUCAUUUUUCUCACCUGUCAACGCUAGAAAGAGAAAUGGCUUUUCGCACGGAAAUGGGUCUUUAUUAUUCCUACUUCAAGAUCAUUAUUGAAGCACCAUCAUUUUGGAAUGGAGUGUGGGCAAUUAUGAAUGACAGGCUAACUGAAUAUCCUUUAGUGAUUAACACCUUACAAAGGUUCAAUCUUUACCCAGAGGUGGUCCUCGCCAGCUGGUACCGCGCUUAUACUGCCAUUAUGGAUUUCCUUGGUGUACCGACAAAGACAUGUUGGACUGUAAACAGAGGAAAAGGGCUUAGUCCUGUUGAAAGCUGUGAGGGGUUGGGAGACCCUGCUUCCUUUUAUGUUGCUGUGAUAUUUCUUUUGAAUGGAUUAAUGAUGUCACUGUUCUUCAUAUACGGUACAUACCUCAGUGGGAGCCGUCUAGGAGGCCUUGUUACAGUGAUGUGUUUCUUUUUCAACCAUGGAGAGUGCACUCGCGUCAUGUGGACUCCACCUCUUCGUGAAAGUUUCUCAUACCCAUUCCUUGUGCUUCAGAUGUUGCUUUUGACCUAUAUUCUCAGGAUUCCGAAUAUUAAUACAGGAAGCUUGAUUGCACUGUGUGUUUCUAAUAUCUUUUUCAUGCUUCCCUGGCAGUUUGCUCAGUUUGUUCUUCUAACACAGAUAGCUUCAUUAUUUGCUGUGUGUAUUAUGGGUUAUAUUGACUCCUGCAAAUUACAGAAGAUACUCUCUGCUCAUAUGGUAUCUCUUCUAGUGUGUUUUAUUCUGAUGUUUGGUAAUUCAAUGUUGUUGACAUCCUAUUAUGCUGCAUCUUUAGUAGUUAUCUGGGGAAUUCUUGAACUGAGUCCAAAAGUCUUGAAAAGCAGCAGAAGAGAAGUCUAUAUAUGGGUCAUUGAAGGAUGUGCCUGGGUAUUUGGGACAGUCACCUUGAAGUACCUAACUUCUUUAGUGUUUGGAAUAGCUGAUGAUGCCCAUAUAGGAAAUAUAUUAAAAUCUAAAUUUAUUGGCUACAAAGAUUUUGAUACAUUAAUGUAUACCUGUGCUGCAGAGUUUGACUUCAUGGAAAAAGAGACUCCAGUAAGAUACACAAAGACUUUGCUAUUACCAGUUGUUUUCAUGGUUUUUGGGGUAAUUAUCAAAAGGGCAAUUAAAUAUCUUAUGUGGGCCCUACCUCAGGCAGGCCACAGUGAAAGAGAGGAACAUUUUAACCACGGUGAGCUGGUAUACCAUGCGUUGCAGCUGUUGGCAUACAGUGUCCUAGCAAUUUUAAUCAUGAGACUAAAACUGUUUUUGACACCACAUCUAUGUGUUAUGGCUUCCUUGGUGUGUUCAAAACAGUUGUUUGGAUGGCUCUUCUGUAAAAUCCAGCCCAAAACAUUGGUCUUUGCUAUUUUAGCAUUGAUGGCAAUAGAAGGAUCAGCAAACCUUCAAACUCAGUGGAACAUCAUGGGAGAAUUUAGCAAUUUGCCACAGGAGGAACUUUUAGAGUGGAUAAAAGUCAAUACCAGACAAGAUGCAGUUUUUGCAGGAGCAAUGCCUACAAUGGCAAGUGUUAAGUUGUCUACACUUCGUCCUAUUGUAAAUCAUCCUCACUAUGAAGAUGCAGGACUAAGGGCCAGAACUAAAGUAGUGUAUUCUAUGUACAGUCGAAAACCUGCAAAAGAAGUAAAAAGAGAAUUGAUAAAACUAGGAGUGAAUUACUACAUUCUGGAAGAGUCAUUGUGUGUAAGCAGAAAAAAGCCUGGUUGCAGUAUGCCUGAAAUUUGGGAUGUCGAAGACCCUGCAAAUAGCGGCAGAAUUCCUUUAUGUACCCUUAUGAGCAAGGAUUCCAGGCCAUAUUUCAUUACAGUAUUUGAAAACAGCAAUUACAGAGUCUUGAAGAUUCCAAAGGAAUAACGUUUCAAUGCAAAGAACCAUCGGUCCUUCAACUUUUUAAAGUAGUAACUAUAAGAAUUCUAAAUCAGAAAUACCUUUUCUACUAGACUUAAAAUGGAAAAAUAUGUAUUUUAUUUUUUACCAUUUUAAGUGAAUUCUGAUUAUAGAAAUAUCUUAGACCUAACAGUUUGGAUUUCUAUUUCAGGGUCAGUCCCUUGAGAUUUGCUAUGCAAAUGAUUAUGUGUUUGCACAUUUUAUUUAACACUGAUCCAAAAAGAGUUAAAAGUAUCUAUGGGAAGUAACUUCAUUCUCAAAACCAAUGCUAUUGUGAAAUGGGACUGUCGGAAUGUCUUAGCAAAGCAAGUUUGUUUAAAGCUUUGGUGCUAGAAGCUAAGAACAAAGGAAUGGUGCUAUAGCAUCUGGCAUCACAUUUCUUAUGUCACUUUCAUUACCCAUCUCUGUCUGGACAAGGUGAUACUAGAAAUUCUCUUAAAAGUCACAUAGCUUCACUAGUCAUGUCUGAAAGAAAUAAAUCUUUUUCUUUGAGAGGAUUAAGAACGUUUGUCAUUUUGGAUCACUUAACACAUGCUUUUAAGCUUGCUUUUGAAAUGGAAAAGUUUGUAUGCAGACUCGAAACUUCAUUAUUUAGGUGCAUGUUCUUAGAGUCUUAUUGGUAUUACAAAAGAAGACUAAUAAGGGUCAUAUUUGCAGUGAGCAAUAGUUUAGCUUCUCCAUGUCCAAGGAGUUUUAGCAUUCGUAUGCAUUCAAAAUAAGCUGGCAUAAUAUACAAGAAAUUUUUAAGGGAAAACGCUUUAUUCAGGAAAAAUCUGUCAUAGCCUUAGAAAGAUACUAAAAUAAACCCUUCUCUGCCUUAACUAGACCUUCAGCGCCUAACUUGGUAAGAACAACUUUCAAAAUUUAUGCCCUAUUUUCUUUCCCCGUGUAUUAGAUCCUGCCUGGAUUUUGUCAUCAGCAUUAAAGAAAAAUGAAAGUAUGAUAAAGGAUAUAGUCAGUGGU
Molecule: messenger RNA, 3014 nt
Organism: Leptosomus discolor (cuckoo roller)
Lineage: Eukaryota; Metazoa; Chordata; Aves; Leptosomiformes; Leptosomidae
Source: RefSeq, a predicted model, not a curated record